Molecule: messenger RNA, 1511 nt
Organism: Saprolegnia parasitica CBS 223.65
Lineage: Eukaryota; Oomycota; Saprolegniomycetes; Saprolegniales; Saprolegniaceae
Exons: 8
Coding region: 1-1428 (475 amino acids)
Biological process (GO): protein deneddylation
Cellular component (GO): COP9 signalosome
Source: RefSeq, a predicted model, not a curated record
AUGAGCGACGAGGAAGAGUACGAGUUCGAGUACAGCGACGACGAUGACAUGGGCGACGUCCAGGACGAGGAGUCGGUCGAGGUCCGCCUAGAGAACCAGUACUACGUGGCGAAGGGUCUCAAGGAGGACUGCGCGCCGGCGGACGCGGGCCUCGCCGUGGACGCCGCCUUCGCCGAGGUGCUCGCGCUCGACCAAGACGGCGAGAGCAUCUGGGGCUUCCGCGCGCUCAAGCAGCUGAUCAAGUGGCAGCUUCGGCGCCAUCGACUCGAGGCGGCCAUGGGCCACUACGAAGCGCUGCUCAAGCGCAUCUCGACGUCGGCGACCAUCACGCGCAACAUGGGCGAGAAGGGCGUCAAUGGCAUCCUCGACUUCGUCUCCAACACGCCGCAUGCAAGCAGCACUGCGGCCUGGUCGAUCCUCCAAGAGUUUUACGAGAAGACGCUUGAGACGCUCCAGAAGAAGGAGACGCGCAACGAGCGCCUCUGGUUCAAGACGAACCUCAAGCUCGGAAACGUGCUCUUUGAGCAGAUCGAGGCCGCGCCGGACACUGCCAAGCACCUCCGCCUCUUCCAGAUUGUCAAGGAGCUCCUCGCGUCCUGCGAUGCACUCGACACGGACGUGGACGACGAGAACGGGCCGAAUCUCAAUGUCAAAAAAGACUCGCAGCUCCUCGAGGUGUACGCACUUCAGAUUCAGCUCUACACGGCGCAGAAAGACAACAAGAAGCUCGACGAGCUGUACGAGAAGGCGCUGCGCGUCAAGCCCGGCGUCGCGCACCCGCGCAUCAUUGGCGUCAUCCGUGAGUGCGGCGGCAAGAUGCACAUGAUGCAGGAGGCGUGGGACUUGGCGCGAAGCGAUUUCUUCGAGGGCUUCAAGAGCUAUGACGAGGCCGGCGAGCCGCGCCGUCUCCAGUGCCUCAAAUACCUCGUGCUCGCCAACAUGCUGAGUGACUCGAAGAUUAACGUGUUCGACUCGCAAGAGGCCAAGCCCUAUGAGAACGACAAGGCGAUCUCGGCCAUGACAGAGCUCACCGACGCCUUCUUGCACAACGACAUUUGCACGUUUGAAUCGAUCCUCAAGCGCCACCACGACAACAUUAUGGGGGACGGCUUCUUGAAGCAGUACAUUACAAACCUCCUCAAGACGAUUCGCAGCAAGGUCUUGCUCCAGCUCGUGAAACCGUAUCAGAUGGUGCACCUCUCGCACUUGGCGGCGGAGCUCAAUGGUAUAUCGGAGCGCGACGUCGAAGAGCUCUGCGCGUCGCUCAUUUUGGAAGGUCGCCUCGUGGGUCAAAUCGACCAGAUCCAGGGCCGCCUCGUGCUACCGCGGCGCAAGACCGAGAGCACUAAAACGUACAUUGCGCUCGACGAGUGGAGUUGCAAGCUCGACCGGCUUCGAGGACUUCUCAACCAAAAGCACGUCGACUAGGAACUCGCCAUUGAUCCCCGUACUACGUAGUUGACCGGGUAUCCAUACAGUGUAUCAGCCCGACCAUUUUGUUCUAUAAACGC